GAUGUUUCUUCUUUUUUCAUAGGUAAACUAAUAUAUGAAGUCAGCGCCUAUAAAGACUAGAUGGAACCAAGGAACAAUGUGACUUACUUUGUCCUCUUGGGCCUCACACAGAAUCCAAAGGAGCAGAAAGUCCUUUUUGUUCUGUUCUUGCUCUUCUACGUUUUGACCGUGGUGGGCAACAUGCUCAUUGUUGUGACUGUAACUUUCAGUAAGACCUUGGGCUCGCCAAUGUACUUCUUUCUUGCUAGCCUAUCAUUUAUGGAUGCCAUUUAUUCUUCAGUAAUUUCCCCCAAAUUGAUUUCAGACUUGUUCUUUGGGGAAAAUACUAUAUCCUUCAAAUUUUGUACAACCCAGCUCUUUACAGAGCACUUUUUUGGAGGAUCAGAGGUCUUUCUUCUGUUGAUGAUGGCUUAUGACCGCUAUGUGGCCAUCUGUAAACCCUUGCAUUAUUUGGUCAUCAUGAGGCAAUGGGUGUGUGUUGUGCUACUGGUAGUGUCCUGGGUUGGAGGUUUUCUGCACUCAGUAAUUCAACUUUCCACUAUUUAUGGGCUCCCAUUCUGUGGCCCCAAUGUCAUUGAUCACUUUAUCUGUGACAUGUACCCCUUAUUGAAACUCAUCUGUACUGACACCUAUGUCAUUGGCCUCUUAGUAGUGGCCAAUGGAGGGCUGAUCUGCACUGUUGUUUUUCUGCUCUUACUCAUCUCUUAUGGUGUCAUCUUGCAUGCUGUAAAGAAACUUAGCCAGGAAGGGAGGCAGAAAGCCCUCCAGACCUGUGGUUCCCACAUCACUGUGGUUUUCUUCUUCUUUGUUCCCUGUAUUUUCAUGUAUGCAAGACCUACUAAGACCUUCCCUAUUGACAAAUCAUUGAGUGUGUUUUAUACGGUCAUAACACCCAUGCUGAACCCGUUAAUCUACACUCUGAGAAAUUCAGAGAUGACUAAUGCUAUGAAGAAGCUCUGGAGAAGAAAUGUCAUAUCUUGUGGUAAAUAAGUGCAUCAUCCACCAUAAAGAGAGUUAUUUGACAUUAGGAUCCAUU
This is a messenger RNA of Ceratotherium simum simum (southern white rhinoceros), 1036 nucleotides long. Its product is annotated as olfactory receptor 4A47. Gene Ontology annotation, molecular function: olfactory receptor activity; G protein-coupled receptor activity. Lineage: Eukaryota; Metazoa; Chordata; Mammalia; Perissodactyla; Rhinocerotidae. The record is from RefSeq and is a predicted model, not a curated record. Gene Ontology annotation, biological process: G protein-coupled receptor signaling pathway. Gene Ontology annotation, cellular component: membrane.